CUUCGUUGUAAGUUUGUGGGAGAGGAGCGGGUUGCUGUCGGCGAAAAGAAAACAAGUAAACCAUAACGCCCCGUCGUCGGUGUUAUUCCAAGAGAAGAGGUAACACCUUCAAUAACUUUAUCAUCUUUCCGAGACGGGCAACUUCACGACAAAAAAAAAACUUUUUCCAUCUGCAUGAACUGAAAUGCGCUGUGUCAUCUGCUGUUUGUUGACCUAAUUUGGAAACACUGCGGUUAGUCCGGACAGUAUACUGCAGUAAAAAAAAAUCCGCUUUUUCGCCGAUUCAGAUUCAUUUUUUCAGCCGAUCAGACUGUUGCCAGGUUUUGAAAUUGUGCACCACAGACUGGAGUUCUUGGAAGUGAUCAUUUUGGGGUAGGCCAAAUCGAUCCAGGCCUCCUUAGUCUGCAACUCUAAAUAAUGCGACACGGAGGACGCAGAAGAAAUACUAAAACUUUUAAAAAUAAUAGUUCGGUCGACGGAACUAAACCGUCUUCGACUGAUUUAUUCUCCAGUUGUGACCGGACAGAACGGCAGAAAUUGGAUCCUGCCCGGAGUAAAACUGAGACGUUGGAGGCGCAAGAUGGUAAACUAACCAGAAAAGGGAGGUCAAAUGCCGCCAUCAAGUCUCCAGCUCGUAAUGCUGGCAUUUGUGAACCUGUUGAAGUGACCGAGAGCGCGUACAGCUUUUCCAGUAAGGGGUCCUCGCCGGAGAGCGAGGAUCUGUCGGCCUUAGAAUUUGACGAUUUCUUCAACAUGAGCGACCCGAGCUGGAAAUUUGAGAGAGAGGCUGUCUCUCCUCUUUUCGAAAUGGGCUUGGACGGAUUUCCAGAUCUGGCGAGCUGCUUAUCGGCGGACAGGGGUCCGGAUCAGCUGUCCGGGUGGCUGCCAGACGGAGACCCGUCGGCAGGUGGCGCUGUGCGUGGCCGGCUGCCCCCCGUGGGUGGUGUUCAGGCCCCCCCGCCGAAAGAAUGGAGCCCCGGCAAGAUCAACAAGAAUGCGAUCGCGGCACGGCUGAAUCGUCAGAAAAAGAAAGAGUACGUAAGUGGUUUGGAGAGCAGGGUGAACUCUCUAGCGACGGAAAACAAGGAUCUGAAAGAGGAGAACUCGCACCUGAACAAAAGAGUCGAGGAGCUGGAAGACGAGACGAGGUACCUGAGAGCUGUGCUGGCCAACGAGAGCGUGUUAGCCCAGCUCUUAUCCAGGCUCACGGGUGUGAAUGGCAUGAAAUUGUCUACCUCGCUUUUCCAGGAGUCCAGAAAAGACGAACACGACUACGCCCUGCCAAGGAAGAGGGUGAAGGUGGAAGAGAGAGAGACCUCGGGGGGCGUCUGUCUACACGUGGAUAAGAACCACGUCUCGGUGGAAUUUUGCACGAAAUGUGCAGAAAGUGCAAGCGCGUCGUUCAAAAUUUUUCUUCUAGGUGAUUGUUGUGCCAUGCUGGGUUGGUGGGUUACAGAACAGCCAUGCCUCCAUGACUCCAUGUGGAUUCUGCUGUGGGGGAAGCUGAAGAAACGGGACCAGCUGCUGGCAUCUUGUCCUGGUUUUUGUUUAAAGGUAGUAUAAGAAAAGGUGUAAGUUUCUGCAGCAUUUGCUGGCAUCUCAGCACAAGGAGUGGUUGAAAAUUCAGCGAGAUGGGCUAUGUGACGUAAGGAGUGCCAUUGAAAGUUUAUACCAUUAACAAAGAGAUGACCAAUUAGCAGGUUAAUGCCUGACAGUCCCCCAUACGACACAUAUGAACUGAUACAGCUGUAAAACAGUUUACAGGUGUUACUUCAGUUGGUACUUGAAAAUAUGAAAAAGGCUUAUAUGCUGGCAACAUGGUUUAAUAUUGAGUAAGUCUGAGCUGUGCUUACAGUGGCACUUUUAUUAUCUUAGCGUAGGACGUGUGAAACUACUGCUUAAGGUGAAGGUGUAGUGGAAGGUCUAUGCAUCUGUGCCUCUAUUAUAAGGUCCAGCCUAACCAUGCUAGGGGAAGAGCAGUGUGCCCAGUUCACACUUAGAAUACUCUGUAAAAUGUUAAAUAUAAACAAGACACUGACGGUGUAUGUAAACUUGAAAAUACAUUGGAUCAGGGGAUUUAGAUUAAUAAUUUAAAGUGAUUUCAGGUAAAUAUACCACAUGCCAUCAAAACCUUUUCUGAUUUUUACUUUGUUUGGUAUUGAUUUCUGUAAAAUUGUUGAUAAUGUUAGAAAUGUAUUUUGUUUGAAUCAACAUUUAAGAAUUCUACAAUAAAGCUCAAAAUGAUUCAUUUAAUGGUCCAUGAGUUAUUUACUAAUGAGUAGGUUAAUUGCCUUUACUGUAAAUACCUUAGGGUCAAUUCAGCUCUGUACUGUUCUUUUCUUGCACAGUUUCUGGUGCUUGAAUUAAUGCAUCUCUUUUUCUCUUUUCAAACAGCAAGCAUUGUCGACAAAACUUCUAGUCUUUUCCUUCAACAUAAAGGAUAAAAUGGUACAAGGGUAAUUGUUAAAGGAAUUCAUUGGUAUUCGGAUGAUCAAAUCACCUGAAUUCUGUUGGAAGCCUCAUGUUAUCGGUUUGGCCAAUCCGGUGAAAUGGAUUGUGGGAUUAAGAACAUAAAAGAUGGGCUGCCAAUCUAGCUUCUUAGGUUGAUGUUGCUUGUUUGAUCUGAUUAACACAUUCUUUCAUUUGCUAUUCUACAAUAUUAUAAAAUUGUAGUCUUACCAUCUGGUAUGAAAACUACCCUUGUAAAUUCUUAAAAGAAGAUGAAGACAAAGUAUGCACAGCCCACAAUUAGUCAUAUAUUGUCAAGGAUCAAAGCAUAACACUUUGGCUGCAGAGCCUUCUUCAGGUGCCAAACCAUAUAAUGUCUACUCGGUAUGUUCUGCUAGAACCAAUACCAAAAUUAUGUAAAUUCUUUAGAUGUAUUGAGCUGUAGAUAGUUUGUAUGGGGCAUCUACACUUUAUAGUAACCACACAGAUAAGAAAUCUUAAAAGCUACAUCCUUAGCCAAAUAGGAAUGGAUUAUAAGUGGGCAGUGCAAUUCUUCAUCCAUCUUCACUCUGCUUUUUCUCGUGAGGGUCGUGGUUGCAGCAAGUACAUAAACCCAGACUUCCCUGUCCACCAAAAACAGAUUCCAGUUCCUCCUGGGGGAAUUCUUAAUCCAGUGUCCAUUAAUGUACCUAUUCAUUUCAUUGCCCAUUUGAUUUGUGAACCCUCUAUUUUGAGGAUUUUACAAAUGAUAAGAUUCUUCUCAUGAGAUAGUGCCAUGAUAACAGUGCAUAUAUCCAAUUUCUAAUGGCAUAGUAGUAGGUGUAUUAAGGGUUGGGAUGCAUCUGUUACCUGGGUUUUGCAGGGCAUUUGAGGUAAAGCAUUUUUAGUUCUAUACUGUACAGAUAAAACUGUUGAAAGUGUUUUGAUGGUUCUGUGCAGUUAUUAAAAUGUAAGUCUGGGAA
Molecule: messenger RNA, 3410 nt
Organism: Lepisosteus oculatus (spotted gar)
Lineage: Eukaryota; Metazoa; Chordata; Actinopteri; Semionotiformes; Lepisosteidae
Source: RefSeq, a predicted model, not a curated record